AGACCCUUCAAGUGUACUCGGUGUGAAAAGUGUUUCAGAAAAUCAUCAAACUUGAAAGCACACUUGUUAAUACAUACCAAUGAAACGCCCUUCAAAUGUACUCAGUGUGAAAAGUGUUUCAGACAAUCAUCAAACUUGAAAGCACACUUGUUAAUACAUACCAAUGAAAGGCCCUUCAAAUGUACUCAGUGUGAAAAGUGUUUCAGAUAUUCAUCAGACUUGAAAAGACACUUGUUAAUACAUACCAAUGAAAGGCCCUUCAAAUGUACUCAGUGUGAAAAGUGUUUCAGAUAGUCAUCAGACUUGAAAAGACACUUGUUAAUACAUACCAAUGAAAGGCCCUUCAAAUGUACUCAGUGUGAAAAGUGUUUCAGAUAUUCAUCAAGCUUGAAAGGACACUUGUUAAUACAUACCAAUGAAAGGCCCUUCAAAUGUACUCAAUGUGAAAAGUGUUUCACACGUUCAUCAAGUUUGAAAAGACACUUGUUAAUACAUACCAAUGAAAGGCCCUUCAAAUGCACUCGGUGCAAAAAAUGUUUCCGACGAUCAAGUACCCUGCAAGACCAUUUGCGGAUACACAGUGGCGAAAGACCCUUCAAAUGUACUCAAUGUGAAAAGUGUUUCACACAUUCAUCAAGUUUGAAAGGACACUUGUUAAUACAUACUAAUGAAACGCCCUUUAAAUGCACUCGGUGUAAAAAGUGUUUCCGCAACUCAUCUCACUUACAAGUCCAUUUGCGGAUACACAGUGGAGAAAGACCCUUCCAGUGUACUCAGUGUGACAAAUGUUUCACCAGGAAACAGACAUUGUUUUAUCACAAAAGAAAAUUCCAUUCUGAUUCACCUCACAAA
Molecule: messenger RNA, 852 nt
Organism: Porites lobata
Lineage: Eukaryota; Metazoa; Cnidaria; Anthozoa; Scleractinia; Poritidae
Source: the annotation of a GenBank genome assembly